This is a messenger RNA of Hydra vulgaris (swiftwater hydra), 6602 nucleotides long. Lineage: Eukaryota; Metazoa; Cnidaria; Hydrozoa; Anthoathecata; Hydridae. The record is from RefSeq and is a predicted model, not a curated record.
AAUAAGUUUAGGCAUUCUUGUCAAAUACAUUUAAAAGAAAUGCGUCUUUUUUGGUCAAAAGUUUGCUUGGUUAUAUGGAAAAACUUGAUAAUAAGAAAAAGAUCAAUGUUUCGUAACAUUGUUGAAAUUUUAUGGCCUCUUACAAUCUUUUUAAUAUUACUUGUAACACGUAUAACUAGACCUGAAAGUUUUGAGCCGAACGAUCCUAAAGGAAAUGUUUACUUUUUUCCGAGAGCACUUCCGUCUGCUGGCAUUUUACCUUUUGUCCAAUCACUUUUUUGCCAUUACGAGGCCCAUAGAAUAUUUGACAAACCACAAAAGAUACCAAGCUUCACUCAGUCUAAUUUAUACAAACUUGUUCAUGAAAUUGAGCCUAUUAUUACAAAUGCAUCAGUUUUUCAGAAUAUCCAAGAAGAUUUACAGAAUGAUCAAAAACUCCAUAUGCUUUAUGUGAAUAUUUCAAUGGCUUACAAUCGUAUUCAUAAUGAUUUUAAUAGUGAAGAGAUUGUAAGAAUAUUUCUGAAUGCUCUUCAAAAGAAUAAAUCUAUAGAGUUACUUGGUAAAUUCAAAAACAAUACAGUUAAUGCAUUAUUACAAAGUAAAAUUAUGGUAAGCAAUUUAGGUUUACUAUACAAUAACUGGAAAAUGGAAAAAGGAAGCCCUGAAAAGAAACCAAAAUUGUUUUUUUGUUCUAAUGACAGAUUAGCUAAUGUGCUAGCAUUUCCAAGUUCUUUUAACAAAAGUUUGAUUCUAUCAAAUAUCUGUAAAAAUUUUGAGCAUGUGUUAAGCGCCUUACACAUCCUAAUGAAUGACAAUAGUUUUAUCACAGCAUUAACGAAUUUAUCGUUCAUUCAAAAUAUCAAAACCACAGUUCAAAAUUUAAACUAUGAAGUUAAUCAAGAUCCUUUUCUUAUUCAGGGAAUAUACUCAAAAUUUUAUGAGUAUCAGAAAUAUUUUGAUCCAGGAAUUGAAUUUGCAAAUCAUUGGCAUGACAAUCGUUAUUUGAAAUCUUUGAUGUGUAAUCAUGAAUAUUACCCUUCAACUUCAUCUUCAUCUUCAUCUGAGCAAAAUGAUUUAGAGGAAGAGCCACUUAUGAAACCUAUCGGAAAAGACUAUGAUCAAUCUAUCUGCAAAAUCAAAUCGAAAGAGGUUAUUGAAAGUUUGAAAAUUUUGUCAAAUGACAAUAUGGAAACAGUUGAGUUUUUAAUGUCAAUAUUAAAUGGAAAAAUCUUGUACACACCAAAUAAUCAAAAAACAAAUCUUGUUAUACAAAGAAUUACCUCUGUUUUUUCUUCUUUUGUACUUAAACCUCAUAUUAAAGACUUACUGAAAACUAUACUGAAAAUUAUAAAAGAUAUCACAUCACUAAAAACAUCAAACAAAGUAUUGACUGAGGAUGAUUCUAUACUGAGUUUUUUCAGAGACAAGUUAUUGUACAACAUAACUAAUAAAGAAUUUGAACAAAUUAAAAGCUUGUCUAAUAAAUUAUCAUUCUUGAAAAAAUCAUCAGAAGUGUUUCAAUCAAAAAUUAAAAGUUUUGGUUACAACUUACAAUUUGCUCUCAAAUACUAUGAAAAUCUUGAGAGAAUUUUUAAUUGUUAUAAUCUAUCAAACUACUUUGUGCCUUUUGAAAACGAAGAAGAGUUAGUAAAAUAUUCAAGCAAAUCAUCAAAUCCAUUUCCAAGUAUUGUAUUUUUAAAUCUGUUUGAUGGUAAAGUUUUUCCAAAAAAAGUUGAAUACAAACUUCGCUUCAAACCAACUUUUACACCUUCCACAUUGAAGAUGCAAAGCAGCUACUGGAUACCAGGUCCAGGCCCAAUACGCCCAAAUCCUUUUUGGCAGCAUGAGUACAUGAACUUUGGUUUUGUUUUUUUGCAAGACAUUGUUGAACGAGUGCUGACUGAAAUAAUAUCAAACAAGACUAUAUCUCAGCCUGGCAUUUAUACACAGCAGUUUCCAUAUCCUCGUUAUGUUAAAGAUUCGUUUUAUGAUUUGGCAAUGACAAUGCCUUUAUGCAUGACAUUAGCUUGGUUAUAUACAUUUGCAAUGAUAGUUAAAAGUAUAGUGUAUGAAAAGGAAUUAAAACUAACGGAAGUAAUGAAGGUUAUGGGACUAACUGAUUCUAUCCAUUGGACAGCAUGGUUUAUCACAACUUUAGUUUGCAUUACUUUAUCUUCAUUUGCACUCACUUUUCUACUUAAAGUUGGAAGAAUUCUCAGUCAAUCUGAUGUAUCUCUUGUUUUAUUUGUAACAAUGGUUUACACUGUUUCACUUAUUUCAAUGGCUUUUUUUGUCAGUAUAUUUUUUUUAAAGACAAAUAUGGCUGCUGCAUGUGGUGGUUUAAUUUAUUUUUUUACUUUUACUCCUUUUGUUUUUAUUGGAUAUAUGUCUUUUGGUGAAAUACCAUUUAUUCUUCAAUGUUUUAUGUCAUUGUUUCCAACUUCUGCUUUUUCAUAUGCUUUUAAAUAUAUCUUUAUUUGGGAAGACCAGGGUAUUGGUGCUCGUUGGUCAAACUUCUAUUCAAGCCCAUUUCAAAAUGAUGCUUUUAGUAUUGGUUGGAUUGUAAAUUUCCUGAUUCUUGAUUUUUUUUUGUAUUUGGUAUUAACCAUUUACUUUUUGCAAAUCUUACCAGGAGAGCGAGGAAAAUCCAUGGCUUGGUAUUUUUGUUUUACUAAAUUGUUUUGGUUUCAUAGCUAUACUGAAAUAAAAAAGAAGUCUUUUGGAUUAAGAAAUGGUUAUAUUAAAAUAAAGAAUUUACCAGAUACAAAUGUGGAUAACAAUAAAGUUUCACUGAAUAGUCAUGCAGGCACUUUUGAAAGUAAAAAUUUUGAAAGGGAACCAAUUGAGUUGAAGGUUGGAAUCGAUAUAGUUGAUCUUGUCAAGAUUUAUCAGCCUGUUGAUAAAUGUGCUGUUAACCAUGUUAAUCUGAAAAUAUAUGAGAAUCAGGUGACUGUUUUACUUGGUCAUAAUGGAGCUGGUAAAUCGACUAUUAUGUCCAUUUUAACAGGGCUUAUGCGGCCAACAUCAGGAACUGCUUUUAUAAAUGAAGCUGACAUUAAUAUAAAUAUCAAGAAAGCACUAAAGAAUCUAGGCUGGUGUCCACAAAAUAAUGUUUUGUUUGACAGGCUAACAGUUGAAGAGCAUAUUUUGUUUUAUGGUGGUUUAAAAGGUUUAUCAAGACAGAUAAUUCAUGCUGAAAUAGAAAGGUCGAACAAUUCUUCUUUCAACCCAUUAUAUGGAUGAAGCCGAUGCUCUUGGAGAUCGAAUAAGUAUUUUAUCAAAUGGUAAACUUAAAUGUAGUGGCUCCUCGUUGUUUUUAAAACAACAUUUCACAAAAGGUUAUCGUUUAACCAUUUUAUUAGAUGAUAAUAAAAAUAAUUUGCAAUCUUCAAACGAGCUUUUAAAUUUUGUUUCCUCAUUUGUCAAUGGCGCUAUUCUUGAAAAAGUUUCAAACUUUGAGUUAACAUUCAGCUUACCAUCUGAAGCAAGAUCAAGUGGGGAGUUUGAAAAUUUGUUUUACAAUCUGGAACAAUCAAAAAAAUUACUUGGAAUUCAAAGUUAUGGUCUUGCUGAUUCUUCUAUUGAAGAGGUGUUUCUGAAUGCUUGUCAAAACGAAAGUGUUAAAGCAGAAAAAAUUUGUGGCAUUAUGGAAUCUUUUGAGAUGUCUGACUAUGAAUGUAGCUCUUCAAAUGAAGAUGAAAAAGGUUUGGAGAAUCAAUUUAUUGAAAAGCAUCAAGUUAAAUGUUCAUUGUGGAUUCAACAGUUUCAAGCCCUUCUUAAAAAACGAUUAUAUCACUCUAUAAGAAACAUAAAAGGUGUUAUUUCAGAAAUUGUGCUUCCUACCAUAUUUGUUGCUGUUGCAAUAAGUUUUACACUAAUUCAACAUCAGGAUUCAUUUAAACCAUCUUUAAAGUUAUCCACUGAAAUGUUUUCCAAACCUAACUAUGUUGUUGUUGAUACCACAAAUAGUAAUAAAUACUUUGAUAGCAUAAUGAAAGCUCUUAUUGAAAAUUCUGGACAAGAUAGAGUUCACCCGUACUUUUCAAACUGCACACAUAGCAAACUAGAAUUACAUAAUAAUGUGAGUAACUAUGAAUCUAGUAUUAAAGAAAGUAAAGAAAUAAAAUUUGGAACAACUACUUAUAGAACUGACAAAUGUGAUAAUCCAACUUUUAUGAGAAUUGCAAGUGGAGAUACGAUUAUCAACGUAACUGGUUAUAAUAUGAGUGAAUACUUAAUUUCUACUAUGCAUGAGUUCAUAAAUCAUAGAUUUGGAGGAUUAUCGUUCGAACAAUUGAAAGUUAAUUUCCCAUGCAGCCCAUCCUUUAAUACAUCUUGUGCAAAUAUUUUUCUUGGUCCCCAAAACAUAAUUAAAUUGUGGUACAACUUGAAAGGUUAUCAUGCUCUUCCAGUUUAUUUAAAUUCAAUUAAUAAUGCUAUUCUGCGAGCCAAUAUUCCUGCAACUGAGGAUCCCACACAAUAUGGAAUCAUUGCUUAUAAUCAUCCUAUAAAUUUAAAAGUAUUUUCAAAAGAUGAAGUUGUAUCGCAAUCAAUAAUAACAUUGCUUAUACCAUUAUUUGUGAUGGUAGCAACGGCUUUUGUUCCAGCAAGCUUUCUUGUUUACUUAGUGGAAGAUCGUGCAAGCAAGUUUAAACAUCUUCAGAUAAUAAGUGGGCUAAAUCCUAUUGUUUAUUGGCUGGCUAAUUUUACAUGGGACAUGGUAAGCUAUUUGAUGCCAGUCUUUUUUGCCAUUGUUGUCUUUCUUAUAUUUGAUCAAAAAGCAUAUGUUUCAUCACAGAACUUUCCAGCAACAUUACUUUUGUUUAUUUUAUAUGGGUGGUCUAUAACUCCAAUGAUGUAUCCUAUGUCAUUUGUGUUUAAUGUACCAAGCAAUGCAUACAUUGUGAUGAUAAUAGCAAACUUAUUUGUUGGUGUAAUUGGAACUGUUUCAACAUUUAUUUUUGAUGUUGUUGAAGAAAAGGCUGCAAGUACUAUUAAUGAAUAUUUUAAAAAAAUCUUUUUGGUAUUUCCAAACUAUUGUCUGGGAAGAGGUAUUAUGGAUCUUGGUAUUAACCAAAAUAAAGCUGAGAUAGAAAAAUCUUUUGGUUUAAAUUCUUUCAGAGACCCAUUUUCUUGGGACAUAACUGGAAGAAAUUUAAUUGCAAUGGCUAUAACUGGUGUCAUUUUUUUUUUGUUCACGUUGCUUUGUCAGUUUAAUUUCUUUUUAAAACCAUGGACCUACAAUGUUAAAAAUCAUUCAUUACAAAUAGAUGUGGAUGAUGAUGUAAUGAAAGAAGAAGAGCGCAUCACUAGAGAAAAUAGUUUAGGAAAAAAGUUUACUCUUAGAACUUUACAUUUAUCUAAAAUAUAUAAAGGGAGAAAAAACCUAAAAACUCUUGCUGUCAAUCAAAUAUCUUUUGGUGUUGAACCUGGAGAGUGUUUUGGUUUACUUGGUUUAAAUGGGGCUGGAAAGUCGAGCAUGUUUAAAAUGCUUACUGGAGACAGUUCCAUAACAGAUGGUGAUGCAUUUGUUAAUAAUUAUAGUAUUCGAGAUGAUUUAAAAAAAGUUUAUCAUACCAUUGGGUAUUGUCCUCAAUCUGAUGCUUUUGAUGAGUUACUCACAGCUAAAGAAUUGUUUUUGUAUUUUUCUCAACUUCGUGGAUUUAAUAAAUCACAAAGCAAAAAAGUAGCAAAUUGGGCACUUCAUAAAUUGGGAUUGUUUGAGUAUAAAAACCAAAAAUGUUAUGAGUACAGUGGAGGAAACAAGAGAAAGGUUUCUACUGGACUUGCACUUAUUGGAUCACCAUCUUUGAUUUUUUUGGAUGAACCAACCACUGGUAUGGAUCCAGGAUCAAGAAGAUUUUUAUGGGACAUAAUUAUUUCUUUAUUACGUGAUGGAAAAUCUGUUGUACUCACUUCCCAUAGCAUGGAAGAAUGUGAAACCCUUUGUUCUCGGAUUGCUAUCAUGGUUAAUGGAGAGUUUAAAUGCAUGGGAACUCCUCAACAUCUCAAAAACAAGUAUGGCCUGGAAUACGUUAUUAUAAUUCGCUGCAGUUCUCAUUUAUUUGUUGAGGUUGAAGCUUUUGUGAAAUCAAAUCUACUAGAUGCAAAACUAAAGUUUCUUCGACAUAACAUGUUAGAGUAUAGUUAUCCAAGCUACCUAAUAAAUUUGUCUCAGUUGUUUAACAAGUUAGAGUUGCUCAAAAAAACACUAUUUAUUGAUGAAUACUCGGUUUCACAAAGUACUCUUGAUCAGGUAUUUGUUGACUUUGCUCGAUCCCAAAUUGAAUUUACAGAUCUUGAUAAAAAAGAGCCCUCUUUGUCGUUAAAGGUAAACGACGACAAAGACGACGACGAUUUUCAAAAUGGAACAAUAAAUGAAGAAUCCUGCUUUUUGGUUUAAAAUUAUUGCAAAUACAAACAAGAUCUUUAUUUUUCAUUAUUUAUUACUAUUGUUACAAACAACACUCAAGUUUUUUUUAACAAAAAAGAUUUUUUAUUUAUUUACAAAACAAUGUAUUUCUUGGUAUUAUCUUCUUUUUUUUUAUCAUUUGCAACAAUAAAACUAGUCAAAAGGGAGAUUUUCCCUUUUUUUGUUUAAA